AUGCCUGAUAAUGUCCCUAAUGCCACAGCUCAAGAAGGAAACAACAGUGUCAUUUAUGACACUUCUCAUCCUUAUUUCCUUCAUGUUUCUGAUGCCUCAGGCAUGCUCCUGGUGAAUACACCUUUUGAUGGAAGAGGCUAUCUUGGCUGGAGAAAAUCCAUUCUCAUCUCCCUCUUAGCUAAAAAUAAGUUGGGAUUCAUAGAUGGAGCUUGUUCAGAGCCAACACAAACUGAUUCAACUCUGAAAGUAUGGAAUCGUUACAAUGAUAUGGUAACCAGUUGGCUUCUCAACUCCCUCUCUAAAGACAUUGCUGACAUUGUUCUAUACUCCAAGACAGCCAAGGAUCUAUGGUCAGAUCUGGAACACAGUUGUGUGUGUACUUGUGAAGGAAAGAAGAAAAUGAUUCAGUUUAAGGAAGAUGAGAGGCUCAUUCAAUUCCUAAUGGGAUUGAAUGAUACCUAUGCACCAGCAAGAAGUAAUAUUCUCAUGAUUACCCCUUUGCCAUCUAUCAACUAUGCAUACACUCUUCUUAUGCAAGAUCAAAAUCAAAGGGAAGUACAUGUCACUUCACAAUUUCCAGCUGCAACUCACAGGGCUGCAAAUUAUAGUUCCAAGGCUAGUACAUCUUACAGAGGCAAGAAACAUACUCAGUUUUGUACCUAUUGUAAAAUGACUAACCACUCUAUUGAGAAGUGUUACAAACUUCUAGGUUUUCCUGCUGAUUUUAAAUUCACUAAGUCUAAAAACUAUCAAGGAAAUGCAAGAGGCAACUCUAUAUUUUCCACAGAGCAGCAAAAAGGAAACCUGCAGGACCUGAAUACUGCAAAUCAUGUGGAACAACAACUCUCAACUGAUCAGCUCACUCAGCUCAUGGAUCUCUUAAAACAUAUGCAAUCUGGACAAACUAGUGGAACUGAUGUCAAUGCAAAUUCAGCGGCUGAGAUGUUCAGUUUUAUGAACACCUCUUUAAAUCCUUUUGCUUCAUUUCCUAAUACUAAUCUAACUACUGCCUUUCCACCUAUCUCAAAUAUAUAUUCUGAUCAUCUUACAGAUGAUUCUUUAUUUUCACCUCCUCUCAAUCAGCAGACUCCUACUUCUUCUUCUACUAGUGACACUACUCCUAUUAUUAAUCCUAUAGAUAGUCCUCAACCAUUAUCAUCACUAUCUCCUCAUCAAAAUCCUGAAAAUGUUCAGCCUGACUUACCUCAUCCCAUACCUACUCAACCAUCACCAUCUACUUCACAACAUCCUGUAAAUGUUCCGCCUGAUUUACCUUUUCCCAUACCUAUUCCACAAACAAUUCAACCCAAUCCACCUAGAAGAUCUGGUAGACAGAAUAAGGGGACUUUACCACCUUACUUACAUGAUUACAUUUACAACAACAUUUUUGUCACUGAUCUUACUGAUACUUGCUUUACAUCAACUCCUACUUCUCCAAUUUUUUCUUUUACUUCUUUAUCUUCUCAAAACCAGAACCUACUCCUUUCUGUCUCUAAAAUAAAAGAACCAACACACUACACCUGUACACAUCCAGGGUGGUCAGGGGAUUCUAUUUCAAUAGUGGCUGUUUAUGUGGAUGAUAUUCUUAUUACUGGGGAUAACUAUGCUGAAUUAGCAGAUUUAAAGUCAUUUCUUCAUUCGGAGUUCAAAAUUAAAGAUCUUGGCCUAAUUCACUACUUUUUGGGCAUGGAAAUCCUGCGAGAAAAACAAGGAUUCAUAGUUACUCAAACGAAAUUUACAAAGGAUUUGCUUACUAAGUUUGAUUGUACCAAUCUUCCUUUUCGACCUUGCAUUUCUCAUUUUAAAGCUGCUCUUCGUGUUCUUCAAUACAUCCAAUCUAACCCAAAUCAGGGUAUUCUUCUCACUUCUAACCCUUCUUUCAAACUUUUAACUUUUUGUGAUGCCGAUUGGGCGAGUUGCAAGGAUACUCGGCGAUCGAUAAGUGGGUUUUUUAUUAGUUUGGGUGGAUCUCCUAUCAGUUGGAAGUCGAAAAAGCAAGAUUCCAUUUCACUAUCUUCAGCGGAAGCUGAAUAUAGAUCCAUACAAAGACUUGUUGCAGAAAUUAUCUGGCUUCUUAGUCUGCUCAAAGAUUUAUCAAUGGAGGUUUCAAUUCCGGUUCCCAUUUUCUCUGAUAGCCAAGCUGCUAUCCAUAUUGCUCGGAAUCCGAUUUUCCAUGAACGGACGAAGCAUGUUGAAUUGGAUUGCCACUUCAUCCGCCAACAAUUCAUGUCCAGCUUGAUUUCACUGACAUUUGUCCCCUCAAAAUCUCAACUUGCAGAUGUUUUUACGAAAUCUUUGUAUGUACCUCAGCUUCGUUCCAUUCUUGGCAAGUUGGGUGUCUCUGCUUUCCCCUCCAACUUAAGGGGGAUGUUAGGAGAAAGGAACCUCAGCUACAAUUGA
Molecule: messenger RNA, 2400 nt
Organism: Lycium barbarum (goji berry)
Lineage: Eukaryota; Viridiplantae; Streptophyta; Magnoliopsida; Solanales; Solanaceae
Exons: 5
Coding region: 1-2400 (799 amino acids)
Source: RefSeq, a predicted model, not a curated record